AUGUCCCGCGAGCUUCUGUCGGAGGCGACGAGUAUUCACGAAGGUCCGGUGCCAGCGUACUUGCUAGACCAGAUUGCUCGCCAAGUAGGUGCACAGGAUGGGAGCACGGAAAAGAUCGCCGAAUUUUUGCUCAACCGCACGGCCAAAAGCAACAUGAACGUCAAGCUCAAAGCUAUGCAAGUCAUCAACCACUGCUUGAAGGGCGGGGAUCCAGCAUUCCACCACUACAUGCGACUGAACGAACACGCUGUUCGCGUGCUCUCGAAUUUUCAAGGGUCGAUGGAUCCAGCGUACGGAGACGAAAAGAACCGUCGGCUGCGCAUGGCAGCACUGGAAACGUUGAAUUAUCUCGGCGUGCCGGCCAGCUUGAACAACAACAGUGGCGGUCCAUCCUCGUCAUUCACGGCCCAGCCGUAUGCGUCGAACCCAUCGAGUCCGCCUCAGUCGUCGACUUCAUGGGGAGGACCUGCCCAACCACCGCCUCCGUCGUCGCAAUGGGGCAAUGCUCCUCCUGCACCCCAGUCGUCUGCGCAAAGCGGAGGCUUUGGCUCGAACCAUGGACCUUCCAACGGUCCAUGGGGCUGUAAUCCAUCCGGUCCAUCUCAGUUUGGAGCCCCACCCGCGCCAUACCGAGACUCUCCCUCGAGUGCUCCUCAGUAUGGCAACGGCCCACCUCCGUCCCAGUACAGCAGUCCGCAGCAUGGCAAUCCCCAGCCUCCGCAGUACGGUGGCCCAAGCCAGUCCACUCAGCUAGGACGAUCAUCUUCCCACGAGUCGUCGUGGCGUGGGGCGAGUGCUGGUCUAGUCGGUGGUGGCCUCGCGCCCGCCCCCAAAAACACGACUGGUGGAGUGUGGAGCAGCGCAGGUUACGAGAAGAAAGAGCCCACGGCGCAAGAAAUGAUUCCUACGCGCUGGAACAGCGCCCGAGACAACCGACCGACCGUGUUGAUCGGGGCCAAAACGUCCCUCUUUGGCGCCCCCAAGCCCGUCCAGCCCGGGGUCGGCGGCGGCAACGGCGGCGUCCACCGCAUGCCGAGUCACAUGCACCACGGCAGCAGCAGCAGUGGUUUCGGCAACUCGGGAACGUUCAACCCUCCGUCGGUCCCGCCGUCGAUGGGAUUUGGCGGAGCGCCGACUGGACCUCCAGGCCACCGCACCGGGAUCAGCGCGCUGUCGCAGCCCGUGGCAGACCGACCCAAGAGCUCGAUCGAGCAAACCCUGGACGAUGUCAAGAAGAAAGGAUUCCAACUCAAGGACAUGUGGGAUCGCCGAAACAUGGAUCGAUCCAUGGCGUCAUCUCUCGCCGAACACGACGACUAUGUGAAUCGGAAUGCGGCGCUCGACGCGCGCGGACAGACAUACCAGCCGCAGCCCCCGACGGGUAGCUCGGACAAGAGUGGGGAGUACGAGCGCAGCUUGAUCGAUGAUCUGUGUCCUCCUGGAGGCCUCGCGCGCGCGCCGCCCGCCGAAAACUUGAACCGAUUUGUCGACCUCGCCAAAUCGCUCGACAUGAACAUCCUUGGCGACCUCUUGCUGGACAAACUCGAAGAUGACAGCUGGCAGGUCCGCCUCAAGGGUCUGUGUGUGUGGGAAGCGCUGCUGGACGCCCCCGGCUGCGAGCACUACGCCGAGUGGCUGGAAGAAAAUGUCGAGCUGCUGCAACAUGUGGCCCAAGACCCCAAGACAGCAGUCGCUAUCAAGGCGAAACGCGUCCUGCAACUCAUUGGCGUCGACGCCGCGAGCCAUCAACCUGUGGCCAAACCGCACCAGCACAGCCACGAGCAGCGUCCCCACGCGUCGGUGGAUUUGCUAGCAAUGAAUGACUUGACCUUGAGCGGUCCAUCAGUCCCGCCCCCUGCUCAGCAGCCAUUUCACCAGCAGCAGCAGCAGCAGCAGCAGCAGCAGCAAGUCGCGCCCGCGAAUUUGCUCGACUUGAGCUUUUCGCCGCUGAAGAACGCUGCACCGACCCCCACCACGACCGCACUCGACCCGUUGAGCUUGAACGCGCAGCCAUCGCUUCUCUUGUCGCCGCCUCGCCAGCUGCCGCCAGAGGCGUCGCGCCACCUCGGGGACUUUGGCAAAGAUCUAUUUACCCUCGCCAACUCACCUCGAAACGCGGCGCAGCCAUCGCCCGCCCCACCACCGACGGAAAAGUCGGCGUUCUCGUUCAUGUAA
Messenger RNA from Aphanomyces invadans, 2175 nucleotides. RefSeq lists its product as hypothetical. The transcript is spliced from 9 exons. Bases 1 to 2175 code for a protein of 724 amino acids. Gene Ontology annotation, cellular component: trans-Golgi network membrane. Lineage: Eukaryota; Oomycota; Saprolegniomycetes; Saprolegniales; Verrucalvaceae. The record is from RefSeq and is a predicted model, not a curated record.